AUGCCAAGCACCUUUUCCCAUGUGUAUGUUCUUGCACACACAUGCAUGGGUUUGUAAUUUGAAACUCUCUUUACUUCUGGACAGGCUUUGCAAACUGCUUAGACCACAUUCUCUGAGGUGUUUAAAGAGGGUGGAGUAUGCAGUAUUUAUUUAGGUACUCUACAAACCUUAAUAAGAAUUGAGUGCUUGUAGCAAUUGCAGAGAGCAAACAGAAAGCCAGCUGGCAGAAACUGAACAGUGCCACUGCAUUUUUAUUGCUUCUAACCCCAAAAAACAAAUUAUUACUUAAAAAAAUGUCUUUUUUAAUUUCAUUUCUCUCUGAUCCUGCAUUAGUUUGUCUGCUGUGUGCAGCAGUAUUAUUAGCUGUAGCCUAUUUUUCAACUGGCUAUAAAAAUUCAGCUUUUAAAUUACCUCCUGGUCCAACUCCUCUUCCGAUCAUUGGUAACCUGCACUUGGUGGAUCUUAGAAGGCAAGAUAAAUCACUGAUGAAGCUUGCAGAAAAAUACGGCCCCAUCUUCACCCUCCACUUUGGGUUCCAGAAAGUUGUGGUCCUGACCGGGUACGAAGUUGUGCGAGAGGCGCUUGUGAACUACACAGAGGAGUUUGUAGACAGACCAUCCAUCCCAAUAUUUGACCAAAUUCAGAAUGGAAACGGUCUGUUCUUCUCCAUCGGGGAGCUGUGGAGGACCACGCGCAGGUUCACCGUGUCCAGCAUGCGCAACCUCGGCAUGGGGAAGCAGAUGAUCGAAGGCAGGAUCUUCGAGGAGCUCCACUUCCUCAUCGACAUGAUCAAAUCCUUCAAAGGGGAGCCUUUCAGCCUGCCCUCCUUCAACUGCGCUCCCAUCAACAUCACCUUCAUCAUGCUCUUUGGGGACAGGUUUGACUACAAGGACCCAACAUUUCUCACUCUCCUAAGACUCAUAGAUGAAGUUAUGAUUCUUCUGGGAUCCCCAAAUUUAAAUUAUUUCAAUUUCUACCCGUUCCUGGGAUUUCUUUUCAAAACCCACAAGAUUAUGCUCAAGAAAAUCGACGAUGUACGUGCCAUUUUAAGACAGUACAUGAAGGCAAGCAGGGAGGAUAUCAAUGAGAACAGUGUGAGGAGCUACAUCGAUGCCCUGAUAUUCAAGCAACAAGAGGAGAAGAACAAGAAAGACAGCCUCUUCCAUGAUGACAACUUAAUGGCAUCCAUACUUGACCUGGUCAUGGCUGGAACAGAGACCAUUGCCACCACGCUCCAGUGGUCCAUCCUGCUCAUGAUGAAAUACCCAGAGAUUCAAACAAAGGUUCAGGAGGAGAUUGGGAGAACAGUCAAGGCUGGGAGCUGGGCCACGUACGAGGACAGGAAGAACAUGCCCUACACCAACGCUGUGCUGCACGAGGUGCAGAGGUUCAUCACCCUCCUGCCACACGUGCCUCGCUGCACUGCUGUUGACACCCACUUCAGGGGCUACUUCCUUCCCAAGGGUAUAAUUGUAAUCCCAUCCCUUACCUCAGUGCUGCUGGACAAGACACAAUGGGAGACACCACAUCAGUUCAACCCCAAUCACUUUCUCGAUGCUGAAGGGAAUUUUGUAAAGAAAGGAGCUUUCCUGCCCUUCUCCACAGGGCGAAGGAACUGCAUUGGAGAAAGCCUGGCCAAGAUGGAGCUGUUUGUCUUCUUUGUAGGGCUGCUCCAAACAUUCACUUUCCGACCCCAGCCAGGCGUUUCAGAGGCUGACUUGGACCUCACCGUCCCCCAAACGACUUUCACAUUGAGACCUCAGCCUCAGGCAACCUGUGCUAUCCUGAGGGAAUAACCACAGCCUUGUCCCAGAGCUUUGGGGUCCAGGACCCCACCUUUGCUCAAAGUCGCCAUCCCCCAUCCUGCCACAGCACCACAUCCCCUUCCCACUGUCUCCAGCCACUCUCCCUCCACUGCUCCAUCCCCCAAGGGCUGCUCUUGGCUCCUGUGCUGUGGGGGAGAUGCAAACACAAACCAUGGUGCUGACAAUCACACCCCACUUCUCAAGACAGACCGUGCAUGGAGCUGCUGAAGGACCAAGCCCUGCUGGAAGGGAUGCAGCCCAAGAGCAGUAGGGACAACACCCAGGCUCCCAAGGGUCACCAUGUCACAAAAAUCUGCCCAGAAUCCUGAGGAAGAACAAGCCAGGGUUUGCUGGAACCCUCAGAAAGACACCAUGGGUCACAGGCUUGAGCCAUCCACAGACACCUCCUGAGCUUCUCCACAGCUCACAGCAAAAUCCUACCAGGAUUUCACCCACCAGGCAGCCAAGACAAACACCAAGAGUGGAAAAACUGAUCGGUUCAAGUGAUUUGAGGGCUAUUUGAUCAUUUCUGCCUUGGAACAGUGUCCUGGAAGAUGCCCCAGAGUCUGCAAACCUGUUCAGAUAAUCAGGUCUGCAACCAAGCUCAACCCUGCUCCCCAGCCAAAACAGGAGCUGCAUUUCUAAGUUUGCAAUUUAAAUCAUGAGGCCACAUGAGAUUUGAAGCAACAUCCGGUCAUAAAGGGCUAAUGACACAGAAAAAUAAACUACACCCACUGCUGGUUUUACACAUCUCUGUCCUUCUUGACCUUGUUAAAUAUCAGCAAAGACUGUUCCCUCUCUUCAGAUAUCCUGGUUAAUGUUAAGAGCCUACACAUUGCCCUGAUUUCACAGUGCUGGUUUGCACACACACACACACAGAGAAUGGGGAUCAGGGAUUAAAUGAGAGGUGGUUUUGGUUGGCUUCCUUUCCUCUGUAGUUCAGCCUGGCUGUUGUCUCUAGCUGCAGCACUCUUACAUGCCAUCAUAUUCCACAAUAUUCCUUAUUCCAGCUGACAUAUAGCUGAGGCAAUGUUCCAUCCAUUUAUUUGCCUGUGACUUUCCACUCCUCCACAUGCAUUUUCUUACAAUGUGCUUUAUAAUAUUGUUUGUUUCCCCUUCAUGGGAACCCAAUAAAAUUUUAAUCCCAUGUCCUCAUUACAUUUCCUAUGCCUGGCACCCAACCCUGCAGCACACAGAAAUGCAAACACCAUGAAAGGUUGGUCUUGAGCCCAGAAUGAACACAGAUAUAAUGUUAGAUAUAUCUCAUGGGUCAGCAUAUGCUCAUCCUAGUAAACACCAGCUCAACUGCAGACCCUCCAUAUCUGCAGGGUGGUUUCACCAGGGCAAAUUCCUCAGCUAUGGGCUGAGAGUCAGCCCUGGGGACAGCCUCACUUCUUCACUUCUGUGCCUCUUCCUCGCAGAGGCUGAAUUAAAGGUUUCACCUCAGCCUCCCUGAUGCUGGUGCUGGCCUUUGCUUUGGAUGGGAAGGCAAGGAGAGACAGGUAAAGCAAUUGGGGAGCAAACCACAUGUUAACUCUGUGAAGGAAGUCUUGGUCUUGCUGAAAUAAAAUUAAUAAAUAAAUAAAUUUUAAAAAAUAAUAAAAAAAUUUAAAAAGACAUAUGCCUUUGGCUUCAGAAAGGCCAGGACUGCUCCUAUUUUAACACCCCCAAAAAUAGUGUGAACUCAAAAGUUAGAUAAGGCAGCAGUGUAGUGCUCUAGGGAACAGCACUGAGCUGGGCUCAGCUCUGCACGAAUUCACUGAUGGAACCUCAGACUUGCCCCCUUGCCAUGAGCUCUUGGGUUCUUGGCUUUGAAGAAGAGAGAUGGAUUCCUUUCUCCACAGCACAGCAGCCUUCAGAACUCCCAGCAUCCAAGGAAAACAGGUUCCUUUGAUUCCUUUGAAAAAUGCAUCCUACUCAUACCUGUGUCAGCAGAUGGAUAGAAGUGAUCCCUCCCCAGCACACUGAAUUACACAGCUGAAUAUAUCUCCACAAAAUAAAGUGCCUGUCUCCCAUUUAUUUGCUCAGCCAA
Molecule: messenger RNA, 3837 nt
Organism: Sturnus vulgaris (Common starling)
Lineage: Eukaryota; Metazoa; Chordata; Aves; Passeriformes; Sturnidae
Gene: CYP2W1
Product: cytochrome P450 family 2 subfamily W member 1
Biological process (GO): xenobiotic metabolic process
Cellular component (GO): cytoplasm; intracellular membrane-bounded organelle
Molecular function (GO): iron ion binding; oxidoreductase activity, acting on paired donors, with incorporation or reduction of molecular oxygen, reduced flavin or flavoprotein as one donor, and incorporation of one atom of oxygen; heme binding
Source: RefSeq, a predicted model, not a curated record